AGUAGCAGUAGUAGUAGUAGUAGUAGGAGUAGGAGUAGUAGUAGUAGGAGUAGCAGUAGUAGUAGGAGUAGCAGCAGCAGCUGUAGUAGUAGUAGUAGUAGUAGUAGGAGUAGCAGUAGUAGUAGUAGUAGUAGUAGUAGUAGUAGUAGUAGUAGGAGUAGCAGUAGUAGUAGUAGUAGUAGUAGGAGUAGUAGUAGGAGUAGUAGUAGUAGUAGGAGUAGCAGUAGUAGUAGUAGUAGUAGUAGGAGUAGGAGGAGUAGUAGUAGUAGUAGUAGUAGUAGUAGUAGGAGUAGCAGUAGUAGUAGGAGUAGCAGCAGCAGCUGUAGUAGUAGCAGCAGUAGUAGUAGUAGUAGUAGUAGUAGUAGUAGUAGUAGGAGUAGCAGUAGUAGUAGUAGUAGUAGUAGUAGGAGUAGUAGUAGUAGUAGUAGUAGUAGUAGUAGGAGUAGGAGGAGUAGUAGUAGUAGUAGUAGUAGUAGUAGUAGUAGGAGUAGCAGUAGUAGUAGGAGUAGCAGCAGCAGCUGUAGUAGUAGCAGCAGUAGUAGUAGUAGUAGUAGUAGUAGUAGUAGUAGUAGUAGUAGUAGUAGUAGGAGUAGCAGUAGUAGUAGUAGUAGUAGUAGUAGUAGUAGUAGUAGGAGUAGCAGUAGU
Messenger RNA from Pseudophryne corroboree (corroboree frog), 645 nucleotides. RefSeq lists its product as uncharacterized. The record is from RefSeq and is a predicted model, not a curated record. The transcript has a single exon. NCBI's taxonomy places the organism in Eukaryota, Metazoa, Chordata, Amphibia, Anura, Myobatrachidae. The annotation marks the transcript as partial.